AUGAGCAACGACGCGUGUGUUAAUGCGGCCUCAGCCUCGACAGGGCUGAGCUAUACCAGGCCGCGGGCGGCUACAGCAUCAGGUUCUAGCAGUGAAGCCAGCAGCGUGAAGGUGGUGCACGCGGUCUUGACUAAGGUGCGGCGGCUGGUUGCGGAGGCGGGUGGGCGGUACCCCGAGCCCUUCACCCUUGAGCUGGGCAGCAAGAACCCCCUGAUUGUGGAACCAGACUCUGACCUGGACCUGGCGUUUCAACCGCCCAGCAGCCAGGACGUGAUCUUCUUCCACCAGGGCCAGGUCUGCUGCGCGGGGAGCCGUGUGUUUGUCCACGAGGCGGUGUAUGAUGUGUUUGUGGCCAGGUCAACACGCGCAGCGCAGGACAGGCCUGUGGGCAACCCCUUUGAGGCCGAGGUGCUGCAGGGGCCGCAGGUUGACAGCGCCGAGUUCAACAAGGCGAUGCGCCACAUCAACCUUGGACGCACAGAGGGCGCCCGCCUGGCCGCCGGCGGCCGCCGCGUCCGGGACAAGGGCUUCUUUGUGGAGCCGACCGUGUUCACUGGGGGGCGGGAUGACAUGACCAUCGCCAGGGAUGAGACCUUUGGCCCAGUGCAGUCCAUCAUGAGCUACAAGAGCCUGGACGAGGUGCGGAAGCUGGUGAUCAAGCGCGCCAACGCAACGCCCUCAGGCCUGGCGGCCGGCGUCUUCAGCUCCAACCUGGACACGGUCAACACCCUGGCGCGCGCCCUCAAGGGCGGCACAGUCGCCGUCCCCAUCAGGAGCUACAAGGACAGCGGCAUGGGGCGUGAGAAGGGGGAGGACGCCCUGCAGCACUACACGCAGGUCAAGGCCGUGGUGCAGCAGCUGAGGGGCGCGGCGGGGAUAUGA
Messenger RNA from Monoraphidium neglectum, 882 nucleotides. RefSeq lists its product as hypothetical. The record is from RefSeq and is a predicted model, not a curated record. Bases 1 to 882 code for a protein of 293 amino acids. The transcript has 11 exons. Gene Ontology annotation, molecular function: aldehyde dehydrogenase (NAD+) activity. Lineage: Eukaryota; Viridiplantae; Chlorophyta; Chlorophyceae; Sphaeropleales; Selenastraceae.